Messenger RNA from Seminavis robusta, 1650 nucleotides. The record is from the annotation of a GenBank genome assembly. NCBI's taxonomy places the organism in Eukaryota, Bacillariophyta, Bacillariophyceae, Naviculales, Naviculaceae.
AUGAAGCAAUUCAAAACCAAGGUGCUCUUGGGAGUCAUUGUCUUGUUGGCCAUCAUUCUCAUUUUGGUAGCCAUUGCGACACCUGGAAAGAAACAGGAUAAUGCAGAUGAUCUUGUCCCAAUAACCGCCUUGCCCAGCAGCAACCCAUCUCAGGCACCGACUUCUUAUUCAGACUUCUUGCUGUCACGUUUCCCUGAAUCAACAGUCUCUACAAUUCAGGAGGACCCAGUAUCACCCCAGUCAAGGGCAUUUGCAUGGCUCAUGGAAGAGAUUGAUAUCCUACACAACCUCACAGAACAGAGAGUAGUACAGCGGUUUGUGCUAGCAACAUUCUAUUUUGCCAACAGCGAAGAACGAUGGUACUUUGAUGACAAUUGGCUGAACCACAGUGUUCAUGAGUGCCUUUGGUAUUCAAGUUUGGAGCAAUGGUAUUUCACUUCUGCGGCCAGCAUACACAUCCCACUGGAUCACAUCAGCCCUUGUGAGCAAGAUGUACCUGGAAAUCUAGAGGGUGGCAUCUUGUAUCAGGGAGAUGGAAUCCUGAAACAUUUCUGGCUGUCCUUUAAUGGCCUAAUGGGAUCAGGGAUUCCACCAGAGCUCUACUUGCUUACUGAACUUAAGAGCUUGGUAUUGGAUGGAUUCAACCUCACCAGCACCAUCCCAGAAGAGCUAUGUGGCCUUCCCAGUUUGGAAUAUAUUUCCAUGGUCAGUUGUGGCCUUUACGGCUCCAUGCCUCAAGCACUCGGAGGUUUGUCAAAACUUAGAGCUAUCUACUUGGCCGCCAACUCUUUGACGGGCACUAUUCCAGCAUCCCUGUUUUCCCUUACACACUCCAUGAGAGACAUCGCUUUAGUAGAUAAUCAGAUGACAGGACCAAUACCAACAGAACUGGGUUUGCUGACUGAUUUGCUGAGAAUAUGGUUUGAUACGAACUUCUUCACAGGGACCAUUCCAACCGAGCUUGGGCAAUUGACUUUCUUGGAUGGGUUAGAUCUAGCUGUGCUGUUGUUGAGUGGCACUAUCCCAGCUGAGCUUGAAGUUCUUACAGACAUGGUAUAUUUGCACCUGCAUAACUCAGGUCUUACAGGAACAGUCCCCAGGUGGCUUGCCAACAUGACAUCCCUCGAACACAUGACACUGUCGGACAACUCCUUUACUGGAACUAUUCCAACAGAACUUGGUCUGCUAACAAAGUUGUCUACUUUGUGGCUUGGUUUGAGUUCUUUGUGGGGCACAAUCCCAAGUGAAUUUGGAAUGUACGAGCAAGUGGGCGUGUUUAUCUUGCAUAGCAAUUACCUGACAGGAACCAUUCCUACAGAGCUAGGACAGCUUACCCAUGGUUUGUCUCAGUUCUGGCUAUAUGACAAUGAUUUGACUGGGACAGUGCCCCUGGAGCUUGGCAAUGUUCGUUUCCCUGCACCUUAUGGUCAAGCCUUGUUGCACGGAAAUGAUCUUUCUGGCGUUGUCCCUGAGAGUUUGUGCUCCGCCAACAACCUUACUUUUGACUGCAGCGACCAACUCUGUGGAUGUGACUGGUGUAACUGUUCUGACUUUGAAACAUCACCCAUACUGGAGGGAGAGAUUACCAAUGAAGAUGGUCAGCUGCUGAGAGAGAUAACCCAAACUGAGGGGAACCAAACCGACCCCUGA